Limulus polyphemus (Atlantic horseshoe crab) is the source of this 3418-nucleotide messenger RNA. RefSeq names its product glutamate receptor ionotropic, NMDA 2B-like. The record is from RefSeq and is a predicted model, not a curated record. NCBI's taxonomy places the organism in Eukaryota, Metazoa, Arthropoda, Merostomata, Xiphosura, Limulidae. Gene Ontology annotation, cellular component: plasma membrane; postsynaptic membrane. Gene Ontology annotation, biological process: monoatomic ion transport; synaptic transmission, glutamatergic; modulation of chemical synaptic transmission. The transcript is spliced from 16 exons. Gene Ontology annotation, molecular function: NMDA glutamate receptor activity; transmitter-gated monoatomic ion channel activity involved in regulation of postsynaptic membrane potential. The coding region runs from base 145 to 3168 and encodes 1007 amino acids.
CUAGUCAAUUUCCAAGUACACGGAAAACAAUUCAAAGACAUAUUAAGAAAACCGAAGAUACAACAGACAAGAACAAGACUGGUUGAAAUGCUUUUUAGUCAGUAACCAAGAAGAAGGGACGUUUUUAGAUGUCAUUGAACCAGAAUGAAGGUUCUUCUCAUGUAUCAAGUGUUCUUGCUGUAUGGAGUAUUAACAGCUUUCAGCUCUCGGCAAGUGGUAGAACCAACCAUAGAUUCUUCAAAGGUCCAAAUUACGUUUGGUGUAAUAUUUCCAAAAACCUUACUCCUCACAGUAACGAGAUCUUACGACAAGAAACUUAGAGAAUCUGUCGAAGCUUUCACACUCAGCAAAUACGUAAAAUAUAAGUUUAAAAACUUCUAUGAAAUCACUUCGCCUCCUAGAGCAGACUUGUCUUUGAACCCAAGCCCUACCGAUAUACUACAGAUAUUGUGUAACAGUGUGGUUAAAGAAAACACAAUUGCUAUUCUAUACUUCACCAAUUCGGAGAUAUUUGGCAGCAAUACGGCAUCUGUACAGUAUUUAUUGCAGCUCACAGCAUACAUGGGAAUUCCUGUAAUAGCAUGGAACGCAGACAACAUUGGAGUUCAACAGCAUGUUUCGGGGUCACGGAUCCUUCAGUUGGCACCUUCUAUGGAGCACCAAGCCGCUGCUAUAUUGAGUAUACUGAGAAGAUAUCUUUGGCACCAAUUCUCCAUCGUUACCACACUUAUAGGUGGACAUGACGAUUUCGUGCGUGCCGUGAGAGACCUUGUUCUUGAGAGUACAGAUUUUACAUUUAAUAUUCUUGACAUAUUCGUGCUGAAAGGAAAAACCAGGGAAGAAAUACGAACUGAACUAGAGCUUUUAAAAAAUGGUGACACGCGAGUAAUCCUUCUCUAUGUUACCAAGGAGGAAGGAAUUGACAUAAUGGGAGCAGCCAAUGAUUUAGGAAUCACAGGGAAAAACUACAUAUGGAUUGCCACUCAGUUAUCUGUCGGAUCGGGAACUGUGCACUCUGCCCCUAGCGAGUUCCCACUUGGCAUGUUAGCGAUCCACUUCAAUGCCAGCACAAAUAAGUUGGAAGAUGAAAUAGAACGAGCGGUAUCAAUAUUUUUUCACGGCUUGGAACUCUAUGUAAACGACCAUUAUAACCAUAAUGAAAUUCUCUCUCACAACCUACAGUGUAAUGGAUCUGGGGACACCAGUUGGAAUCGCGGAGAUUUGUUUUUCAGGUAUCUUCGCAAUGUGAGCAUUCAGACGAGACAGGGACAAUCUGACAUACAUUUUAAUACUGAUGGCACCCUGAAGCAUGUGCAACUUGAAGUUCUGAACCUGAACAGAAGAAAUAUAUGGGAGAAGGUCGGUUCCUGGACAGAGAAUGAGCUGGAAAUUAAAGAUAUCGUUUGGCCAGGCGACUCACCGGUACCUCCACCUGGAGUACCAGAAAAGUUCAAUUUAAAAAUCACAUUUAUGGAAGAACCACCAUAUUUGAAUAUUUUUCCUAUGGAUAAUGAAACUCGCGAAUGUAAAGCAAGUAGAUCCGUCAGAUGUCGAGUUGUUUCUGAAUCUGAACUUAUCGGGGUUAAUAUGUCUGAAGCGAUCCAAGACCCAAAGUAUUUUAAGUGUUGUUCUGGAUUCUGCAUAGACUUGCUCCAGAACUUUGCCGCCGAUCUAGGUUUUACAUAUGAUUUGUUUCGAGUGACUGACGGGACUUGGGGUGUUUUAGAUAAUGGCAGCUGGAACGGCCUGAUAGCUGAAAUUUUAUUGGGUAAGGCAGAUGUAGUUGUGACUAGCAUCAAGAUCAACUCGGAACGGCAGACGGCGGUCGACUUUACUGUGCCGUUCCUAGAAACCGGAAUAACCAUUGCUGUAGCCAAACGCACAGGAAUUAUUUCCCCCAAAGCAUUUCUUGAGCCCUUUGACACCGUAUCGUGGUUGCUCAUUUUACUUGUGAGUAUCCAAUUAGCAGCAUUUUUUAUCUUUGUCUUCGAAUGGAUGAGUCCAUCAGGAUAUGACAUGAAGGGAGUGCCGCCAAGAGAUUACAAGUUCUCUUUGUUUCGCACUUACUGGCUGGUGUGGGCUAUUCUAUUUGGUGCGAGCGUCAACGUUGAUUGCCCUCGAGGGUACACAGCAAAGUUUAUGUCUAGCGUGUGGGCAAUGUUUGCAGUAGUUUUUUUGGCUUUAUACACGGCAAACUUGGCAGCCUUCAUGAUCACCAGAGAGGAAUUUUAUGAUUUGUCUGGCAUUGAAGAUAAAAGGCUAAAAAAUCCUUGGUUGACGGAUCCUCCAUUUCGUUUCGGAACCAUUCCUCACGGUAACACAGAGGCUGUCCUCGAGGAUAACAAACCUGAAAUGCACAAAUAUAUGAAGAACUUCAACCGGUCCUCAGUGAAUCAAGGAGUUAAAGCCGUUAAAAAAGGGGAGUUGGAUGCCUUUAUCUAUGACGCCACUGUUCUGGAAUAUCUGGCUGGUCAAGACAACGAAUGUCGACUGUUGACUGUUGGUUCUUGGUAUGCCACAACAGGCUACGGCUUUGCUCUGCCCAAGAAAUCCAAGUAUCUAAGUAUGUUUAAUAAAUGGAUGAUACAUUACCGAGAAAACGGAGAAUUAGAGCGCCUUCAAAGAUUCUGGUUACAAGGGGCUUGUAAGCCAACCAAAAAUAAAAGAAAUGCCACAAAUCCGUUGGAUAUCAAUCAGUUCAUGAGUGCCUUUCUUCUUCUUGGCUGUGGUGUCCUUUUCACCGUUGUCCUGUUGGGAAUGGAACACUUAUAUUUCAAAUACAUCAGGAAACACCUUGCAAAGACUGACACAGGAGGCUGUUUCGCACUUGUCAGUCUUAGCAUGGGGAAGUCCCUCAGUUUUCGCGGGGCUGUCUUUGAAGCUCAAGACAUGUUGAAACAUCAUCGAUGUCGUGAUCCAGUCUGCGAUACUCAACUGUGGAAGGUCCGCCACGAACUAGACAUGGCCAGAUUGAAACUACGACAACUUGAAAAAAAGCUGAACAGAGAGUCUUCAUCCGAUGAAUUCUUGGUACCAAGAAGCAUGACCCGGAGCCACAUCUGCAUUAGCGAACCAUAUCUUCUACCACCUUCUCACAGCUACUAUUGCAGUAACUAUUACGACAACCUAGAAAACAUGGAAAUCACCGAGCUUGAAACUGUGUUGUGACCUAAGACUAUACGUAUUUUGAGCUAAUUGGGGUUUUGAAUGAGUGGCUGACGUACACUGAAACCUCUUCUUCUUUAUCUCCCAAUAUGAAUAUAUGUAUUGGAGCAUAAGAAUGAGUGCUCAUUCAGCUCAUAGUUUAUGAUUUUGGUGUCAAGUUUUGAGCAAAAAUGUAUAUCAUUUAUAAAAACUUAAUUUAUCUGCAUUUCUACUGGAUUAUUUGAGCAAAAUGUUUUUAUUUUCCUGUUGCUUA